AUGACAAAUCUUUUUAGUGAGUGGUAUCUGCGCAUAUUUGAAGAAUUUGUGCAUGUUGAAGUACUUGAAGUAACUAUCACAAACGAGAGGUUGAUUCUUCGUUUUCAAGAUCCUUUCGAUGACGCCGCAAGUUCGAUUCCUCACUGGGACCUAAUUCUUGCCUGUCGAUUCCAGCGUCAGGCUGCCCUUCAGGGACGCGCGACAAACCGGCUAAGGAACACCCCGUCGCAUCCAAAUGAGUUUCAAUGUAUGACAAAGAGUAUCGAGCAAAAGCUAAGAGGUCACUCGGAAGCGACGCGUACUCGAGACCAAGUGGUGCGGAUAGUGGGCAAGGGCCAUCCUCUUACAAACGGAGACGGAUAA
Strongylus vulgaris is the source of this 363-nucleotide messenger RNA. NCBI's taxonomy places the organism in Eukaryota, Metazoa, Nematoda, Chromadorea, Rhabditida, Strongylidae. The record is from the annotation of a GenBank genome assembly.